AAUUUCGCAUUUAAGUUUCUCUCUCCUCUCAUCUCAUCUCUCAUCUUCUUCCAUUCCUCAAAAUCUUACUCAAUCCUUUCCAAUCUCUUCUACAAUUUUUCUAGCUUCAUGAAUUUCUCCUCUCUUCGAUUCAAACCCUAAUUUUUGAACUAAUUUCUGUUAAUUUGUACCAGUUAAGCAAGAUUUAAACGCGAAGUUAUUCAAUUUUAAGUUACACCUCCCUCAAAUAAAAAAACCCUAACCCUAAUUCUGGAAUAAUCGCGAUGGCGACUGCAAAUGGGAAGCCGUCGAGUAAUCCAUAUCAAAUCAAUUUAGAAACCUUUUCCAAGAGAUUGAAGGCUUUGUAUGAUAACUGGAAGGAGAAUAAAUCAGAUUUAUGGGGCGAUUCAGAUGCAUUAGCGAUUGCGACACCGCCGCCUUCUGAUGAUUUGCGAUACUUGAAAUCUUCGGCGCUUAAUAUUUGGCUUUUAGGGUAUGAAUUUCCUGAAACUAUUAUGCUUUUUACUAAGAAGCAAAUUCAUUUUCUUUGUAGUCAGAAGAAAGCUUCCUUGCUUGAGGUUAUCAAAAAGUCGGCCAAAGAGGCCGUAGGUGUCGAUGUUUUGAUGCAUGUUAAGGGGAAAAAUGAAGAUGGUUCGUCCCAAAUGGAGACCAUUUUGAAGAGUGUACGUUCAUCUGGGGACGAUCAAAUAGUUGGUUACUUAUCAAAGGAAGCUCCUGAAGGGAAAUUGCUAGAAUUGUGGGGAGAGAAGUUGUCAAACUCUGGGUUGAAGUUGAGUGAUAUUACGAAUGGGUUAUCGGAUUUAUUCUCAGUCAAGGAUAGUGGAGAAAUGGUGAAUGUGAAGAAGGCAGCUUUCUUAUCGAGUUCAGUGAUGAAGAGCCAUGUUGUUCCUAAGUUGGAGCAGGUUAUUGACGAGGAGAAAACAGUGGCGCAUUCUGCAUUAAUGGAUGAUGCUGAAAAGGCAAUUUUAGAUCCUGCUAGGGUUAAAGUUAAGUUGAAGGCGGAGAAUGUUGAUAUUUGUUACCCUCCAAUUAUUCAGAGUGGUGGGAAGUUUGAUUUGCGACCGAGUGCAUCUAGUAAUGAUGACCCUCUAUAUUACGAACCUGCUAGUGCCAUUAUUUGUGCUGUUGGAUCGAGGUAUAAUAGUUAUUGUUCGAAUGUAGCUAGGACAAUUUUGAUUGAUGCUAAUCCAAAUCAGAGUAAGGCGUAUGAGGUUUUGCUCAAGGCUCAGGAAGCUGCCAUUAGCGCUCUGAAGGCAGGCAAUAAAGCUAGUGGUGUUUACCAGGCUGCUCUUGUAGUGGUUGAAAAAGAGGCGCCUGAUUUGGUGAAAAAUCUAACUAAGUCAGCAGGUACUGGUAUCGGCCUUGAAUUUCGAGAGUCGGGUUUGAGUUUGAAUGCCAAGAAUGACAAGGUGUUGAAACCAGGGAUGGUUUUCAAUGUUUCUAUAGGCUUUCAGAACAUGAAAACUGAUGCUAGUAAUCCAAAAAGCCAGAAUUUUGCUCUGCUUUUGGCCGAUACUGUAAUUAUUGGGGAGAAAGGCCCAGAAGUCACGACUUCGCUGAGUUCCAAGGCACUGAAGGAUAUUGCCUACUCUUUCAAUGAAGAAGAGGAGGAAGAAGAGCCUGCUAAGGCUAAACGCAAGGUCAGUGAGGCUGAAGCUAUUCCGACAAAAACUACUCUUCGAUCAGAUCACGGAGAGAUUAACCGAGAAGAGCUUCGGAGACAGCACCAAGCUGAACUUGCUCGUCAAAAGAAUGAAGAAACUGCUCGCAGACUUGCUGGUGUUGGUGCAGGGGCAGGAGAUAGCCGUUCGAUGUCAAGAUCUUCAACAGAGUUGGUAGCUUACAAGAAUGUGAAUGAUCUGCCACCUCCAAAGGGUGAAAUGAUGAUUCAAGUUGAUGCAAAGAAUGAGGCUAUUUUGUUGCCCAUCUACGGAAGCAUGGUUCCUUUCCACAUUGCCACUGUGAAAACUAUAACCAGUCAGUCAGACACCAAUCGCAAUAGUUAUAUCAGGAUAAUAUUCAAUGUUCCAGGCACACCAUUUAGUCCACAUGAUGCAAAUUCCUUGAAGAAUCAGGGUGCAAUAUAUGUGAAAGAAGUAUCAUUCCGCUCAAAAGACCCCAGGCAUGUGAAUGAAGUUGUUGCUGCCAUAAAGACUCUUCGGCGACAGGUUGCUGCCAGGGAGUCUGAGAGGGCCGAGAGAGCUACCUUGGUUACUCAGGAGAAACUUAUAGUUGCUACGAACAGAUCAAAACCAAUAAGACUUACAGAUCUUUGGGUCCGUCCUGUUUUUGGUGGCCGAGGAAGAAAGCUACCUGGUACAUUAGAAGCACAUGUGAAUGGAUUUCGUUUUUCUACCUCCAGGCCUGAUGAGCGUGUUGAUAUCAUGUUUGGUAACAUUAAACACGCAUUUUUCCAGCCUGCAGAAAAUGAAAUGAUAACUCUUCUUCAUUUCCACCUCCACAAUCACAUCAUGGUGGGCAACAAAAAGACCAAGGAUGUCCAGUUUUACGUUGAAGUGAUGGAUGUGGUCCAGACCUUGGGUGGUGGGAGAAGAUCGGCCUAUGAUCCUGAUGAGAUUGAAGAGGAGCAUCGUGAAAGAGAAAGAAAAAACAAAAUUAACAUGGAUUUCCAAAAUUUUGUGACCAGAGUGAAUGAACUUUGGGGAAUGCCACAGUUUAAGGAUCUUGACCUGGAGUUUGAUAUGCCUUUGAGGGAACUUGGCUUCCAUGGUGUUCCUUACAAAGCCUCUGCUUUUAUUGUUCCCACUUCCAGCUGUCUUGUUGAGCUGAUUGAGACACCCUUCCUUGUGAUUACCCUGAGUGAGAUCGAGAUAGUAAACUUGGAGAGAGUUGGCUUUGGGCAGAAGAAUUUCGAUAUGACAAUUGUAUUCAAGGAUUUCAAGAAAGAUGUGUUUCGAAUCGAUUCUAUCCCCACCACUUCUUUGGAGAGCAUCAAAGAAUGGCUAGACACCACCGAUAUCAAAUAUUAUGAGAGUAGAUUGAAUUUACACUGGCGUGCCAUUUUAAAGACAAUUACCGACGAUCCAACAAAGUUCAUAGAAGAUGGAGGCUGGGAGUUCUUAAACAUGGAUGCUAGUGAUUCUGAAACUGACGAGGAGGAGUCUGAUAAAGGUUAUGAGCCAUCUGAUGUAGAGGCAGAAUCAGAGUCGGAAGAUGAGGACUCUGACAGUGAAUCCUUGGUGGAAUCCGAUGAGGACGAAGAGGAAGAGGAUGAAGAGGAAGUCGAAGAAGAAGAAGAGGGAAAGACUUGGGAAGAGCUGGAGAGAGAAGCAAGCAAUGCAGACCGUGAAAGAGGAGAUGAAUCCGACAGUGAAGAUGAGAGACGUAAAAGAAAGAUGAAGGCAUUUGGGAAGUCUCGAGCUGGUCCCAGUAGCAGCAUGCCUAAGCGUCCCAAGGGAAGACGUUAAGAUGGAUUUGCAGAUCCUUUGUGCCAGUAAGGUCUGUUUUACGUUAGUGGUUAUGGGUCUUAGAUAGGUGCUUCAUUUGGAUUCUGUUUCUAUAGGUCUGUCUUGUCCUCUUAGUUGCUUUUGUUUCAAUUAUGAUUUUGCGGGGCAUUGUAGAACACCCCUUCAAGAAAUGAAAAACUGUAAAAUGAUGGAUUUAGCUUUGGAAUCGAGCAUCAUUUUUAGUAUACAUAUUGCCCGUUAAGUUGCUAAUUUAGUAGCUUCUGUGAACCGCAAUGCAAAUGACCAAAGCUAUGUAGAAACACCAUUGAAGCUUUUGCAAUGAAGAUCAACAACUUUCAUGCUCAAUGUAUCAAGAUGCGCUGAAUCAUGUUCGAGAUUGUUAUAAUGAUUCAACUGUGGGAGAAUCGGAGCACUUUGGUACAAUCAUAAAUGGGUAUUGAAGAAUGUUGAGCUGAUUUAGUGAUCCACGAUGAAUCGUAGUUUUCUGUUUGUUAAACAUAGACAAUAUCGACCAUUGAGUAAGGUGAUCAUGGACUCCACAGGCUAAGAUAGCAAAUCCUGUCUAUCUAGCGGAGUUUUAUUUAUUUUUCUCGGGAUGAUGUUAACAUCCUUAGGUUAAGGUCAAGGUUAAAGGUUUAAGACCUGAACGAGAGGGAUUGCAAUUUUAAUUAGAUUUUUGGAUGUAUUUUACACUCUGUUCUGUUUUAAAAAGUAUGUCACAAUCUUUUCAAUCUAUUUGUAGGUGUGGCCUCAAGUUUGUUGGCACUUGUGCCGUUAAUCUUCCCUAAAAUUUUUGGAUGAAUCGUAGUUUUCUGAAACGAGCUCAAAAUAAGAAGCUCAUAAGCUUAUUAUUUGUUA
This is a messenger RNA of Amaranthus tricolor (Joseph's coat), 4286 nucleotides long. Its product is annotated as FACT complex subunit SPT16. Gene Ontology annotation, molecular function: nucleosome binding. The transcript is spliced from 2 exons. The coding region runs from base 264 to 3428 and encodes 1054 amino acids. The record is from RefSeq and is a predicted model, not a curated record. Gene Ontology annotation, cellular component: FACT complex. Gene Ontology annotation, biological process: positive regulation of transcription elongation by RNA polymerase II; transcription elongation by RNA polymerase II. NCBI's taxonomy places the organism in Eukaryota, Viridiplantae, Streptophyta, Magnoliopsida, Caryophyllales, Amaranthaceae.